Messenger RNA from Acipenser ruthenus (sterlet), 3660 nucleotides. Its product is annotated as scavenger receptor cysteine-rich domain-containing group B protein. NCBI's taxonomy places the organism in Eukaryota, Metazoa, Chordata, Actinopteri, Acipenseriformes, Acipenseridae. The transcript is spliced from 12 exons. The record is from RefSeq and is a predicted model, not a curated record. The coding region runs from base 52 to 1920 and encodes 622 amino acids. Gene Ontology annotation, cellular component: membrane.
UUCUAGUCCUCUGCCAGAAAGAGCACCACUGCUGAAACUGUGUGAAAGGAAAUGAGAAGAAAUAACAGUGCAGAUAAUCUGCGAAGGGGCUGGAGGCCUGUUAUCUGGCUACUGGCUGCUUUCCUGACGUCUCUGCUCAUAGUCCUUCUAAUGAGCUCAAUUCUGCAGUUUGGUUAUCUGAAUGUAUCAAAACGAGCAGCUCCAGCCAAUGGGACCACAUCUACACCCCCACCUCCUUCACAAGUCCGUCUUGUCAAUGGCCGGAGCCGAUGUGAAGGUCGUGUGGAGAUACUGCACAAUGGCACAUGGGGCACUGUGUGCGAUGAUGACUGGGACAUGAAGGAUGCCAAUGUGGUGUGUCGGCAGAUCGGGUGCGGCCUGGCGCUCACAGUCUCUGGGAGCACAGUGUUUGGGCAAGGCACCGGUCCCAUCUACUUGGACAACGUGGACUGCAAAGGCAGCGAAUCAGGGCUGAGCGACUGCGGAAGUCUGGGAUGGGGAGUCCACAACUGUUACCACUACGAGGAUGUGGCUGUGACAUGCAAUGAUAUGUUUAUCCCAGGAGCAAGGGAACAUAAUCACACUACUCCCACUCCACAAAGAAACGGACAUGGAGAGGGCAGCAUCCGCUUGGUUGGUGGUGCCGACACCUGCCAAGGCAGAGUGGAGGUGUUCUACAGAGGUAGCUGGGGGACUGUGUGUGACGAUGACUGGGGAAUGAGGGACGCCAGCGUGGUGUGCCGGCAGAUCGACUGUGGCCCGGCCCUGGAUUUCACCACCAACGCCUACUUCGGCUACGGCACGGGGCUCAUACUCCUGGACAACGUGAACUGUGACGGGAACGAAGCCUACCUGUCAUCCUGCUAUAGCCUGGGCUGGGGAAUCCACAACUGUGGCCACCACGAGGAUUCUGGAGUGGUCUGUGCAGGCUCUGGGACAUCAACAGCUGCUUCCAACAUCCCUUCAACGAUGGGCAGAGCCAAUGUGCUUUUACCAGACACUACUGCAGUUACAGAUAUCACUGACUCAGUGACUCAGGAGAUAACGCUGUCUACAACUCAAGUGGUACCUGCAGGUAAGAACAAGAGUGCUGGAGUAUUAAUCAUCCGCAGCAAGGAGUCUGGACCAGACAUUUUUACCACCUUCAGACACAUCAUUCCCUUUAAUAAUAAAACCAACAAAAACGGUGUAAACUUGGACCUCCUACCAGCAGGGGGCUCUAUCCGUGUGGUGAAUGGGAACAGCAGCUGCCACGGCAGGGUGGAGGUAUUCUACGACAACGCCUGGGGGACGGUGUGCGAUGACGACUGGGACAUGCUGAACGCCAAGGUGGUCUGCAAGCAGCUCGGCUGUGGUGCUCCCGUCGAAGCCAAACUGGCCGGCUACUUUGGCUACGGAAGCGGCCCCAUUCUGCUGGAUAACGUGGACUGCGAUGGAGACGAGGCGUACCUGUCUGACUGCUUCAACCUGGGCUGGGGGCAGCACAACUGUGGCCAUCACGAGGAUGCAGGGGUCAUUUGCAGAGGUAUUGAAACACCCAUGAAGCAAUCUAAAGAAUACCUCACAGAAGUCACCACAACCUCAACCCAAGCCCCUAAAGAAGGGGCGGUGAGGCUGAUGGGUGGCAGGCAUCGCUGUGAGGGCCGUGUGGAGCUGUACAUGGAGUCCCGCUGGGGCACGGUGUGUGACGAUGCCUGGGAUCUGAAGGGCGCCCGGGUGGUGUGCAGGCAGCUCAGCUGUGGGGACGCCACUGCGGCCAGGGAAGAGGCUUACUUUGGCCAGGGCAGUGGCACCAUAUUCCUGGACAAUGUCAAGUGUAGAGGCAAAGAGAGCUCCCUCCUGCACUGCUCUCAUAUCCGCUGGGACGCCCACAACUGCAACCACUCUGAGGACGCCGGGGUGACCUGCGAGCGAUCAUGAUCAGCUUCAAAACCUUACAGGGCUGCAGAACACCCCGUAGCGUUGACAAGAAACGCAUCACGCUUUACUCCAAUGCCCUGUGUUGUACUGCAGCCCCACAGAAUAUGCAGGUUCUAAGAGAAACUUGUUUAAUAUCUUUAAUACGAUUGUUUUGAGAUUUUUAUUUGAACAGAUCAGCCAGGGAAUUAUUCUCGGUGGGGUUCAAUGCCUUCAAUCUGCCCUUCGCAGCCGGCUGUGUUUGUAUUACAAACCUUUCCCAUUCCUGCAACAAAGCUGCUGCUUUGGCUAUUGUCGGAACAGAAGAAUGGCAUGAGCUUUGUUGCAGGAGGGAGCGUUGAUCUGGGUACAGAAUGCUGUGACGGACAAAAAGUAGUUGCCGGAAAACUGCUAGAGGAAGUGUAAAUAAAAAUAUCAAAACAAGAAAAAAGAUACCACUACAAAAUGUACAACACAGGAAAGAGCACAGUAAUGUUUUUUCUUGCAAGCACUUGGGGGUGUUCUGUAACCCUUUCAAGGUGUAGUAACUAAGGUUUUGAAAUCAAUUUUCCCGCUCUUGACUGGCUUCAGCAGUCUUUUCUCUGCCCCUUUUAUGAUUUGGUUAUUUUUUGGGGGGUGUUUUCUUAACUCACGCUUUUGAAGGUACUAUACAAUUGAGCAGCCCUGUCCUCCAUAUCGGUCUGCAUUGAGAAGGCUCUGUGUUGGAAAGUGGGAACUAUAACAUGGACCAACGUGAGGGAAAGGAGUGUUCUUUAUAUUCCGCUCCAUCGUGAUCAAGGGAACAGUGAAAAUGGCACUGAAGCUAAAGAAAGCCUUAGGGUCGACCCCUUUGCUGGGACCCUGAACAUCUGUAAAUCUAUACAUUGUGUAAAUAAUCUUAUCAAUUACUAUUAUGCACUUUAUAAAUGUCAAAAGGAUUUUGCUCUAAAACGUUAGGUUUAUAAAUAGUUACGGUUCUUGAAAAAGCUUUUUAUUGGUGUUUAAUAGUUGAAGGUUUAUAAAUAAUUUAUUUAGGAUAAAAAAACACAGAAUUCAUACAGCUCUCAAGGUCAAAUUUAUAUAUAAUUCAAAAUAUGACAUUACAUGACAUUUCUAUGUAGUUCCUGUGAAGUUCCAACCACCCUCAUGUUAUUGAAGUCUGAUCCUAACCUCCAUUUACAUAAAACAAGGCAGGAGUCUGGGGGAAUUUGCCCUAUGAUUCACUGUCAUACUCUUGUAUGAAUGUUUGCCCAAGACGAACUGAGAGAGCUAGCUCCAUUUCUGUUGAUUUUUGAAAUAAUCUAUUUCAUCAGUGCCUGUUUGAAAUCAUGUUUCUUAAACUUCAAGUAGGCAUAACCAAAGGUUCCAAAUCUAGCAUCUUAUUAGCAUUACCACCUUAAUCACUUACAAAAUGGUUCUUUAUCGCUUACGGUGUUGUGGGUCACUGUAGGUGCCAGGAAGCAACAGUUCAAUCUGCCUUGUAGCUGCUUUAUUGUAAUAUAUACGCACACCACACAAUAACAAAAUAUCAAACGAUAGGAAAGAAAAGGGAAAGGAGAACCAGUACUAAUAGGAGUCGAGGAAAUUGAUUCUAAAGUAUAUGUUAUCACUCCUCUGAAGAGAAAUGAACAUAAACAAUGUAACGCACAAUGCCAGCACGCCACUUCUUGCCCGUCUUUGUGUUUUCUGGAUGCUGCAUAAUGAUUGGUAACCAAUGUUUAAAAUGUAAUUAAUGCUGUGUAUUAUCAGUAAAAAUAUUAUAAU